UUGACAGGACAAUGACCUUGGCUAAAUGUUUUCUUUUUCUCCCCCUCUGGUGUGCUCUGAUGAUCAGAGGGGGCCGUUCAAAUGCCUGGAGUGUUCAGGGGUCAUCAAAGGGCAGCUGUCCACUAUAAAGGGGCCUGUCUGGAGCUCCGUCUGCACAGAGCAUCACUUCAGCCCGAGACCAGCUGAAGGAAGGAAGGAGCUCUUUGCCUCUCAGUCAUUAUUUCUGGGGUAGAUUUUCUUAGUUAAAAUGAAAUUCAAAGUCCAGUCAGUUUUCUGCACAUUCCUCCUCUGCUCUUUUGGGGUUGUUUUCUCCAGCCAGAGCCACAGCUUUCUCUCAGGCCUCGAGACCAGUUUAGCGUUGAGAAAUCUGUCCUUUAACCCCCGCAGCAGGUAUCCCAUGUACAUGAUGCAGCUGUACCGCUCCUUUAAGACUGCUGAUUUCUCGUCGUCUGUAGCUGUCAACACCGCCGCAAUGCGAGGUGACAACCUGUCAGAGCACAGCUCUGACUCUGUCCUUAGUCUGACCGCCAGAGGUUGCCAUCAAGAGGGUGAAAAAUGGACAGUCACUUUUGACAUGUCAUCCAUCUCUGCUAGUGAGCUUGUCCAGUUGGCAGAACUUCGGAUCAGACUGCCGGCUUUCUCAAAAUCUAAGCGUUCCACAGUGGAUUUGUAUCACUUCAGGAAGCAGAGUUGUGAGCUGGGCAAUACAUCAUGCCAGGACGAGCACCUAUUCCUGGGGAGCUUCAGCACUUCAGCCAGCAGCACAAAGUCUGCCUGGAAGGUUUUUAAUGUGACCGCUCUGUUAAAGUACCGGCUGUACCAGGGAGAUGGAUUGUCGAGCCAGGAGGCCUCAGGAGAACCUGACACAGACCAUGGGAGCGGUGCCGGGGAUGAAGGGGAGGUCACCAGCAAGUCCCUCUUCAAGACUUUGGGAUUGAGGCAAAGAAAAACACACCACCCAACCAUGAACCGGGUCAUGAUGGUCAUCUUCUCCAAACACAACCUGCCACAGGAAGGCCACCCAGCAUACAGUCUCAUUCACACUGUGGAAAACUCCAAGUAUGUGACCAUGGACAGAGUUAGCAGCCAGAGUCGACGCCACAAGAGGAACAGGAUGGAGAGGAUGAGGGUGCCUGCAGGACCUACGACUCCUCCACCUACACCUGCAGCAGCAGCAGCAGCAGCAGCAGCAGAAGUAUCAGCAGCAGAGCCGUCCCAGCUGUGUCGCAGGGUCGACAUGUGGGUGGACUUUGACCAAAUCGGCUGGGACGAGUGGAUUGUGCACCCUAAGCGCUUCAAUGCAUUUCGCUGUGAGGGAGAGUGUCCCACACCACUGGAUGAGUCCUUCAGCCCUACCAACCAUGCUUACAUGCAGAGCCUCCUGAAACAUCACCAUCCAGAAAGAGGGUCCUGCCCGUCCUGUGUGCCGACGCGCCUCAGCCCGCUCUCCAUGCUGUACUACGAAAGCGAUGACUUGACCCUGCGGCAUCACGAGGACAUGGUUGUGGAAGAGUGUGGGUGUCACUGAAGGGCCAGCACGUCCCUGGUUUCACAGCCUUCACAGGAGCAACUAUUGACGGAGCGUACUCUGGAACUUUAACUGCGUCUCUUCUGUCUUCAUCUAAACAUUCAUCUACAAAUAUUAAAUGUAAAGUAUCAAGUCAUGGUUUUAAAACGAAUAACAUAUGUCUGUUAUGUUUGAAUGAGAAUAUAUUUCAUCCAUAAUGGGUGGUACAUUAUAGUAUAUAUCUUAAGUAAGGGAAAGGCUCUGUUGUGCAAAUAUUAUAUCUAUUUAUACGUCAUAUUGUAUAUUUUGUACAUAAAAUGUGAAAACAUAUAUUAAAACUUUUAAUUUUUACAUGAA
Messenger RNA from Eleginops maclovinus (Patagonian blennie), 1864 nucleotides. It is a transcript of the gene spaw, whose product is annotated as southpaw. Gene Ontology annotation, molecular function: growth factor activity; cytokine activity. The record is from RefSeq and is a predicted model, not a curated record. Gene Ontology annotation, cellular component: extracellular region. The transcript has 3 exons. Lineage: Eukaryota; Metazoa; Chordata; Actinopteri; Perciformes; Eleginopidae. Bases 248 to 1528 code for a protein of 426 amino acids.